Ruditapes philippinarum (Manila clam) is the source of this 1283-nucleotide messenger RNA. Its product is annotated as transcription intermediary factor 1-beta-like. The record is from RefSeq and is a predicted model, not a curated record. The transcript is spliced from 2 exons. NCBI's taxonomy places the organism in Eukaryota, Metazoa, Mollusca, Bivalvia, Venerida, Veneridae. Gene Ontology annotation, biological process: positive regulation of DNA-templated transcription. Bases 143 to 1105 code for a protein of 320 amino acids. Gene Ontology annotation, molecular function: ubiquitin-protein transferase activity; zinc ion binding. Gene Ontology annotation, cellular component: chromatin; nucleoplasm.
UAGACUGUUUUGUUAAAAUUGAAUUUACUAAAGGUGACAUUGAAAGAAACAUAUAUCGUUAUAAAUGAAGAAUGCGCAUGAAUUUAUUUACGAGGAUAAUUUAAUUUAGUUCUAUUGUGAGUUUUAUUCUAAAGAUAAAAACAUGGAAGUACCAGGGAAAUUUGCUGUUUCUUCAGAACAAGAUUCCAACCUUUACUGCCUUCCAUGCAACAGAGAGGGUUUAAAAGAACCAGCUUUUGGUUAUUGCCAGGACUGCGAGGAACAUCUUUGUGAGAGUUGUUAUAAACACCACAGGAAACCAAAACCUACCAUGAACCACGUUCUGCUUGAUAAAGGCAGAAUGCCACAGCAAUCGAAAACCGGGAAUGUAAACAAUGAUCAAAUAACUGAUUUUUGUACAAAACAUAGCGAUAAACCAGUGGAAUUCUAUUGUAACACACAUGAUUCUAAUUUGUGUUACGUUUGUGUGACUCUAGAGCACAAGCACUGCAAAGUAGACUAUAUUCCCGAUGUUUCAGGAAAUGUGUCUGGUGAGCUUGAAAAAUUGAUUGACAGAAUGGAGACACUUAUGCAAAAGUGUAAAUCUAAUAUCAAAAUUGCCGAGACUGCUACAGCAAACAUAGAACAAAUGUACAAGGCCGUUGUUGAAGAUAUACAAGUUUUCAGAAAUGAAAUAAACGAAUGUCUGGAUAAGAUGGAAGCCGAAAUUAUGAGGGACGCUAAAUCUCGCUCACUAACAGCAAAGAGUAAACAAGAAAAUGUUAAAACAGGUAGCUUACAUAUCGCAGAGGAAAUGUCAAGUACAAUGUCAAUGCUCAAGUCUCUGAGCGACGAAAACAAGCGGAAUAAGCUGUUUAUUGAGAUGAAACACGUUGAACCUCAAGUUUCAAGACUAUCAGAUGAAGAGAAACAAUUAGUUGAAGAUAAUAAAACGGAUGGCGAAGUUAAAUUUAUCCGAAACGAAAUGAUGCUUAGUCAGCUGCAAAAUAACAAAUAUAUUGGGACGAUUUCUACAUACCGAAAACCUCGUGCAGAAAGUGCAGUAUGUGUACAAUUUGAAAGAACAAUUCAAGUAAAAGCUCCUCUGAUAGUCAACAAUGCGUAAUCUCUGGAAUGGUAUUGAUUUCCUCAACAAAUAUGAUCGUCGCUGACUGUAACAAUAAGAAAAUUAAAAUGAUUGACAUAGACAAGGAAAAGCUAAUAUCAGAGUUAGUACUGUCAUCUUCACCACAAGAUGUUAUUAAACUUCCGCAAAAUAAAUUUGCUGUUGCAUUACGUGAUGA